This is a messenger RNA of Branchiostoma belcheri (Belcher's lancelet), 1531 nucleotides long. RefSeq names its product corticotropin-releasing factor receptor 2-like. The record is from RefSeq and is a predicted model, not a curated record. Gene Ontology annotation, cellular component: plasma membrane. Gene Ontology annotation, molecular function: G protein-coupled peptide receptor activity; peptide hormone binding. Bases 179 to 1531 code for a protein of 450 amino acids. Gene Ontology annotation, biological process: adenylate cyclase-modulating G protein-coupled receptor signaling pathway; cell surface receptor signaling pathway. The transcript has 14 exons. Lineage: Eukaryota; Metazoa; Chordata; Leptocardii; Amphioxiformes; Branchiostomatidae.
GGGUAGCAGCGGUAGAGGUCCAACUUGAGCAUCUACAACCCGUUUCUAAACCUGUGGUCAUACAAGGUAGUCGUCGUUACGUAGCUGCCGGUUGGGUCUGUGCCAGGCGCGGGUUGUUGGCGCUCGCGGAUGCCAGGGAUAUCUAGUCGUUGGAGGCGCGGCCAGAGGAGCAGCUGCGAUGGGAACUAAGGCUGCUUUUGGAAUUCUACUGGUUCUUCUGCUAUGCCGGGUGUCGGAGCAGGCGUCAACUCAGAUGUCUGAGGAGGAACAGAGAGCCUGGGACGACCUUGUCUCCUUGAGAACUUUGAUGUGUAAAUUGGAACAUGCAGGAACGUAUGAACCAAGCAAAAAAUUGUGCAAUGCGACGUUUGACAACAUCACGUGCUGGCCACCCAGUCCAGCGGGGACUCUAGUGCGCAUGCCCUGUCCAUCAGAGUUGAGGGGGCACAGAUAUGACAACACCGAUAAUGUCACAAAACUGUGCCAAAGUAACGGCACUUGGGCCAAGCGAGCGGACUAUGGAAACUGCCAUGAAAUAGAAGUUAGAAAAAACGACACUGAGAAUCCGAUAAGGUGGCACGUUAAGGCAGCCCUGUUGCUGAACGACAUCGGACACAGCAUCUCUUUGGUCUGCCUCUCCAUUGCGCUGGUAUUGUUUCUCUAUCUCAAAAGCAUUCGAUGUACUCGGAACAACAUCCACACCAACCUGAUUCUGACCUUCAUACUGAAGAACACAACCUGGUUCAUCAUGAAGAGUGUGGUGACCAAAAGACACACCUCAAACGACUGGGUUUGCCGGACUGUGGUGACCUUGUUCAACUACUUCAAGGUCACCAACUUCUUCUGGAUGUUCGUGGAGGGUCUGUACUUGUACAUCAUGAUCGCGCAUGCGUACGGCACGGAAAAAGUCAAGUUCUGGAUCUACAUUCUGAUUGGCUGGUGCAUCCCGAUUGUCAUCGUUCUGAUUUGGGCUGUUGUCAAGUUGUUCCUGCAAAACGACCAAUGCUGGAUCGCUGACGUCAAUAACAACUACUAUGACUUCAUCUUCCACGGCCCUACGUUCUUCAUACUUCUGGCGAAUUGCUUCAUCCUCGGAAAGAUCGUGGUCAUCCUGGUACAAAAACUAAAAGCGCACCCUGCCGGUGAGACCGGGCACUACAGCCUGAAGGCGUUCAAAGCUGCGGUGGUUCUGCUGCCGCUGCUGGGCAUCAUUUACAUCCUGUUCUUCAUCCACCCGACCAGCUCCAACGGCACCUCUUACCUCGUCUUCAUCUACUUCAACACCUUCCUGCAGUCCUUCCAGGGCUUCUUUGUGUCGGUGAUCUACUGCUUCACCAACUCUGAGGUUCAAAACGCCAUCAAGCGACAGUUCGAGAAAUGGCAGGACAGUCACCAGUUCGGCGGUCCGCGGUCGAACUCCAAGAACCUUGCCCUGACGGUUAUCACACACACCGGGCAGUCCUCAACUGUCGCCCCGGACAGGCAUGACUACAGCAAGGUCGACAUAGAAGAGAACGCCAAGACGGCAUAA